AUGAUUGAACAUGUACUGGAACAAAAGAAGUUGGUUCCUACUGAGGAAACACCACAGAGAAGUAAGGUACGUUUUGUCAAGGAAAUCAUGGUAAAGCCACUACCCAAAAAGUUCAAGAUGCCACAACUAACAACUUAUUCUGGAAAGGGCGACCCUUAUGACCAUAUGCAAAACUAUGAGGCGGUGAUGCUUCUUCAUGGAUGGGAGGAUGCAAUCAUGUGCAGAGCAUUUCCGCUUACUUUAACAGAGCACGCACAUAUAUGGUUUAAUAAUAUGAAGGAAGGAUCAAUUUCAAACUUCAAUCAGUUGAGGAAAGAAUUUAUAGAUGCAUUCCUCAUUAAUGCUAGAAGAAAGAAAGACGCUUCGUAUCUUCUGACCAUUAAACAAGAAGAGAAAGAGAGCAUGAAAGACUAUGUUGAAAGAUUUCGUGCCACUACCUUAGAAGUACAGGAUCUUCAAGCCAUAGUGGCAAUAUCAGGAAUGCUUCAAGGGACAAGGUCAAGAGAUUUUCAAAAAUCCCUUUCCCUAGAUCAGCCCCUCACAUUGAGAGAUCUGUUCAGUCAAGCUAAUAAGUUUAUCCUUUCAGAGGAUGUUAUGAGGCACAUCAAUGCUGGAAACAGAGAUAAGAAAAGAAAAGAUAGAGAUGAAACAAAUGAUGAAGGGAGAAAGACUGGAAGAGGAAAUGAACACAGACAAGUUCCAAAACUCAAAUUUGAGAACUUUACACCAUUGAGCCAACCACGUUCUACCAUCCUGGCAAGUAUAGAAGGAUCUGGGCUCCUUAUCUUUCCUCCUAAGGUAAACAAGACAAUGGGCAAAUUUAUAGAUGCAUACUGCAGGUUUCACAAAACCCAUGGACACUCAACUGAUAGAUGCAGAGAACUGAUGAAUGAGAUUAAAUCUCUAGUGCGCCGAGGAAAGCUUAAUAGAUUUGGCUACUAA
This is a messenger RNA of Dioscorea cayenensis subsp. rotundata (Guinea yam), 942 nucleotides long. RefSeq lists its product as uncharacterized. Lineage: Eukaryota; Viridiplantae; Streptophyta; Magnoliopsida; Dioscoreales; Dioscoreaceae. The transcript has a single exon. The record is from RefSeq and is a predicted model, not a curated record. The coding region runs from base 1 to 942 and encodes 313 amino acids.